Molecule: messenger RNA, 451 nt
Organism: Equus caballus (horse)
Lineage: Eukaryota; Metazoa; Chordata; Mammalia; Perissodactyla; Equidae
Gene: RPS28
Product: ribosomal protein S28
Biological process (GO): translation; ribosomal small subunit assembly; maturation of SSU-rRNA
Cellular component (GO): ribosome; cytosolic small ribosomal subunit
Molecular function (GO): structural constituent of ribosome
Source: RefSeq, a predicted model, not a curated record
GGCGCGGCUGGUCUCGCGAGAGGUUUAGUGGGCGGGGCUAGGACGCAGUAUAAAAGCUCUCCCCGAAGCACGUGACUCCUCUCCUCCCGACCGCCGCCGCGCCGCCAUCAUGGACACGAGUCGUGUGCAGCCCAUCAAACUGGCCAGGGUCACCAAGGUGCUGGGCAGGACCGGCUCGCAGGGACAGUGCACGCAGGUGCGCGUGGAAUUUAUGGACGACACGAGCCGCUCCAUCAUCCGCAACGUGAAAGGCCCCGUGCGCGAGGGCGACGUGCUCACCCUGUUGGAGUCAGAGCGAGAGGCCCGGAGGCUGCGCUGAACAAGCGGUUGGUGCGUGCAGGACUGGAGUGGCAAAGAGCAGGCCCCUGGUCCUAGAUGGAACCGGAGUUCUACCGCUUGGCCCACGGGGAUGACCUACGACCGUUAAUAAAGUGCCGAUAUUGUAUGUAUA